AUGAAUAGAAAUAUUAUUCAAUUAUUUAAUAACACAUUAAAGAGUGGAUGUUUCACUGUUAGAUCAUCACCAUCGAUCAAUUCUGGUGCAUUCUUGUUACAACAACAACAACAACCAGCAACUUUUUAUAGAUUACCAGAGGCAGCAACUUUCGAACAAUCAAUGGAGACAGUCAUGAACAAGACAUCAAGAAAGAUGCUCAAAAGACAUAGAAAGAAGGUCAACGGUACCAAAUCAAAUAUGAGAAGAUUAUAA
This is a messenger RNA of Heterostelium album PN500, 255 nucleotides long. RefSeq lists its product as uncharacterized. Bases 1 to 255 code for a protein of 84 amino acids. The record is from RefSeq and is a predicted model, not a curated record. NCBI's taxonomy places the organism in Eukaryota, Evosea, Eumycetozoa, Acytosteliales, Acytosteliaceae. The transcript has a single exon.